CGAGAAAUCAGGAGCGCUUUUAAGAAAAAACAGUUGCUGUCUCGGGUCUUCGUUUCACAAUGGUCUUUGACCCGAGCGCGUUGCAUUGUGGGUGAGACCUAAACGAGCGCUGUGCGCCAUGUGUAUUUGAAGGAGCUGGUUUUGCCGAUAGAAAGAAGACGGGCGCGAACCAAGGAGUGAUUUGGGCCUCAGAACCCGACUAGCAAACCCGAGACAAACCCGGACCGCGGCGACAUAAUGUGGGGCAGCGGCUGGUGCGUCCGGACCGCGCUGCGAAUCGCCGCGAAAACACACCGACACGACCUUCGCUCCCAAGCUCUUUGCGCUCUGAGGACCUUCAGGAUGAGCCCAGCCAGCGGGUCGGACCCCAUCCCUUCUCCGCCUUUGGAUGGAGCUCCGAAGCAGUACUCCCCAAAAAUCCAGCAGCUCGUGAAGGAAAUCGCCAGCCUCACCCUGAGGGAGGUAUCGGAUCUCAACGAGCUGCUCAAGAAAACGCUCAAUAUCCAAGAGGUGGGGAUGAUGCCCGUGGGGACUGUGGCCCCGUCAGCCACUCCAGCAGCACAGCCAGCAGAGGAAGAGGCUGUUCCAGUAAAGGAGAAGACCCAUUUUACAGUGAAACUGACAGAGGUGAAGGCCACAGAGAAGGUGAAGCUGAUCAAAGAGGUGAAGAAUUGCAUCCAGGGUAUAAACCUUGUCCAGGCAAAGAAGUUGGUGGAAACAUUACCUCAAGAAAUCCGGGCGAACGUGUCCAAGGAGGAGGCGGAGAAAUUGAAGGCGGCGCUGGAGGCAGCAGGGGGGACCGUAGAGCUGGAGUAGAGAACUUCCUUAACCUCUUUUGCUGGAGUGCUUCUGUGCUGCUCUUGUCUUUUGUUUUUUUAUGGUGUUCUAGCACCCUAAGAAACACAAAGGAGAACCUGAACAAUUUGCCUUCGCUUUGCACUCUGCCACUGUCUGACAAGAUGUGGUCGUGGACUGAAUCUGCGGAGCCACCGAUCUGGGAACACUGACUGCCUGGUUCUCUCACACCUGUAUGUGAGAGCAACAGAUUUUGUCCGGUGGACACACUGGACAGAGGAAGUCGCCAGAGGUUACUUUACUCAAAGAUAUUCGGUUUCCAAUAAACACGAUUUGGCACAUAUGGAUAUGUUCUUUGUGCAUGAGGAAAAGGCAGAUUCAUAUUAGUUUUAAGAAUUUUAAAAUUAAAAAAAAUUUUUUCACGAUGACCAAAAGGACAGCAGGACAGUAUAACUGUUGAGAUGAUGAGCAUGGCUCUUGGUGCAAUUAAUAUACAGUAUUUUAUCUUAAGUGGUCAGUUCUAGAGCUUGAGACCUGACAGUAAUUUUCUUGUAAACAAUACCUACAUUGUCCACUAGAGGGU
Molecule: messenger RNA, 1378 nt
Organism: Scleropages formosus (Asian bonytongue)
Lineage: Eukaryota; Metazoa; Chordata; Actinopteri; Osteoglossiformes; Osteoglossidae
Product: 39S ribosomal protein L12, mitochondrial-like
Exons: 5
Coding region: 238-816 (192 amino acids)
Biological process (GO): translation
Cellular component (GO): ribosome; mitochondrial large ribosomal subunit
Molecular function (GO): mRNA binding; structural constituent of ribosome
Source: RefSeq, a predicted model, not a curated record